This is a messenger RNA of Geodia barretti, 215 nucleotides long. The record is from the annotation of a GenBank genome assembly. NCBI's taxonomy places the organism in Eukaryota, Metazoa, Porifera, Demospongiae, Tetractinellida, Geodiidae.
UGCUAUCUCUGUGAGGAUGUAGUUCGAGAAGGUUCGAUGAGGUUCGAUGUGCUUGAACCUCAUCAAACUAGUGCAUAUAUCACCCUGCACUCUUUCUAUCUCCUGUAAAGAUGUAGUCAGAGAAGGUUCGGUCCACCCCGGACUCGUGUGAAAGAAGUCUAUAUACCAUGCACACCCUUAACACCUUGUAUCCCCUGAAGAGAUGUAGUUGGAGA